GGGGGGGGGGUGUACAUCAUGGGUAUAGUAUGUACUGUGUCCCAGAGCCUUAAUUCCUGUCCUUUGAAAUGCUGGAUGUUUUGUUAAAUUAUUGCUGCUUUUAUUAUAUAAUUGCACUACCCAUUUCUGUAGUUUGUAGUAUUCUUGUUUUCUUUUUGUUUUUAAAGCCUUGCAUAGCUCCAGGAUCGCUCUCCUCUCUCUCUCAUGCUGCAGAAUGGAUCAGACUCUGCAUUCUUUCUGAACUACUUUGUAAUAAAACACCACACUUUGGCAGUCUCAGUUUUGCAAGCAGAACGUAAAAUGUACCAUUUUAUCUUUCUCCUUCCUCCUCCUCCUCGUGCCCCGGCCCGCCGACGAUCUCUCUCUUUUCUGAUUUAUUUCCCGGAUCAUCGUGGCAGGAGGGGUGAUUUAUUUGGCUGCGGAUGGAUGGAUGCUGGUCCGCACAGUCGGGUGUGAAUGAUUGAAUGAGUUGCGGCCUGUGCCACUUUGCCCUUAAAUGAUCUUCCGGAGGGACGGGGCAGGGAGGUUUGCUGGUAGCCUGUCUGUUCCGGUCUGCGCGUGCAUUAGUCUGCCUUGAUAUCUCCAUGUAGGUAAUAAUGUGAACUAUACUGGUCCGUCCAACAGGUGGCACUGCAUUACAAACCCUCCGCGGUAUUACUGCAUUAAAGCAUGCUUUAUUCCUCAUUUUUACUGUACACAAGUCAAGGGCCUGCUUAUGAUUAUACCACGAUAAUUCCCUAGGGAUUAAUAUGAUUAACUCCUAGCUGCUGAAAUGAGGAAUGAUAAUGAGGAAGAAUAUAUAGAUCAGGCACCUCCAUUUUAUGCAGUGAUCAGAACUGAAGAUGAAUUUUGCACAAAGCAAUUUUGUUGGUUAGCAAUGCAAAAGGAUGAAGCAUUUGCUGAGCUGGGGCUUAACUCACUUUUUAAUGCCAGAACUGGCCGCACGCCGUGAAGCCCGUAGGAGCCGCCUGCGUUGCAUUCUCUUCCGCUGCCCGGGUGCAGAGGCCACUCGAAGUUUCCUUACGGUUCUGGUAUCACUAAAACACGCAAACGCCUGGAUUAAUGUGAAAUAUUACUCACGCAAUCGAAAUGAUUUAUGAUUUUUAAAUGUUACCUUAACCCAAUGCGGUCUAUUGAUAUGUAAAAUUGCUAUGCAAGCAUUAGUUUACCUGGGAUUGUCACGGAUCAAUCACUGCUAAUCAGCAGUUAGUUUAGGAAGAUGUACAGUAGGUUAAACUUCUCUAAGCACUUCCAACACCCAUACCACAAAAAUAUCUAAGCUUCUGUAAGUAUACAACAAUAUAAGCAGACUGCUAUUGUUUUGCGCUUUGAAUUAAGUUUUAUUAUUACGUGGCUUAAUCUCUGCUCUGAUUACUUUUUCUGUGGACACCAAUUUUUAAUGUUGAAAUUAAUUUAUGGGAAUGAUAUCGACAAUUGAUUUCGGCCGAAGUCUCAAACUGGAACACGUUCUGACCGCUGAAAUCAGCAUGAUAGGGUACUAUUCCGGUGUUUAAAAAAACUCAUCGCUCAUCAAUAACUAUCUAGUCUCCAUAGCAAACCGACAUGCUGCAAAACAUUUCAGGAGAGCUUAAAUGUGACAUCAAACACCUUCCUCCAUCACCAAAAACACCAGCAGCUUCUCAGGUGAUAAACAGACCUCUAUUCAAGUAAAUGUUCCAUAACAUUGGUCUGUUUUUACACAUGCAUUCGGCCUCACUCCCUUUACUCUUUAUCUAAUAGUUCAAUGCAGACAAUAAUUACAAGAAGUGUGCUUAUUUUGUUGAACAGCAGCUCCGGUGUAAUGGUAAAGUAAAACAAGAUUGUAAACUAAUCUGUUCUAUACAUUGUAAUGGAAAUGUGCGGAGGACUGUCAGAGUUUAUUCCUGUCAAGCGUGAAAAAUCAAGGCUAAAGUGAAUUCUGUUCUUACUGCUAAUAGCCCAGUGCAACUCGCGUGCAAUCUAUAAUCUUCCAGUGUUUGCGUAAAAGCUCCGCGUGCUACGCUAGGCGUUGAUUGGCGUUUUCUGACAGCACCACGUGACAGCUGAACUUCACAUCAUCUCGGGAGAACAACGAUGCAUCGUCCAUUUAGGGUUAUUUCAAUGCUGACAUACAUUUAUCCUGUUUUGCAUCUAUUGCUAUAGCUGAAACACUAAUUGCAAUUUAAAGCACUGGUCAGUUGUACAUUGUAUUUUAGCUGCCAGGAAUCACACUUGUUUUUCCUGGUUAUGUUACUACUUGACGGAAUGACUGCUAUACAAAUAUUACAUUUUUAAACAGCAUGUUUAUUCAUAUGUCACAUAUGGGUUUCUGAGCUGGUCUUUAUUUCUCAAAUAUACUGGCGAUGUACAGUCAUUUUUUUCCAUAGACUAAACAUAUUAUUUUAAAUUGAACGGAUUAUAUUAAAACUUAAUCAGAGUAAGGUGACAAUGUGACGCGAGCAUUUCUAAUUCAGUCAACGGCGGCAUAUAGUCAUUAAUGGUAACAGAACUUCUAUGAUAUUAAAAUGGUCUGCAGCUAUCCAUACGAUUCAGUACUAUUACAAUUCGUUUUGCAUCUCGUUUUGUAGAAGAAUGUUACUUCAUUUAGUCAGAAGUUUCGGGCUCCGGUGUGUUCCUCACUGUCUACAGUAAAAUGUAUGCAUUCCUGGCUUCACCCACAAACCACUCCCUCCACCUAAACCUCUCCAAAGUGUCCCGGCUUGUGCAAAAAAAUCGCAGCUGAAAAGCUUCUCGGGAUCCGCUUUGGGUGACGCUCGAUCGUUACUCUGCUGCUGACGACUUUCACCAUGCCAAACUGGGGUGGGGGUAAUAAGUGUACGGCCUGCCAGGGGGUGGUGUACCACGCUGAGGAGGUUCAGUGCGACGGCAAGAGCUUCCACAGAUGCUGCUUCCUCUGCAUGGUCUGCCGGAAAGGCCUAGACAGCACCACGCUAGCCAUCCACCAUAAGGAGAUCUACUGCAAAUCCUGCUACAGGAAGAAGUAUGGCCCCAAGGGUUAUGGCUAUGGUCAGGGGGCUGGGACGCUCAACACGGACCGCGGAGAGAGGCUCGGGAUUAGACCAGACAAGAGCCCGAGCCAUCGGCCCGCAAGCAGCCCCAACCCUUCCAAGUUUGCCCAGAAGUUCGGGGGGCUGGAGAAGUGCGCCCGAUGUGGGGAACCUGUCUAUGCUGCAGAGAAGGUAGUGGGGGCUGGCAAGCACUGGCACCAGAUCUGCUUCCGCUGUGCCAAGUGUGGCAAGAGCCUGGAGUCCACCACGCAGACGGAUAAAGGAGGAGAGAUUUACUGUAAAGUUUGUUAUGCAAAGAACUUUGGGCCGAAAGGCUUUGGCUACGGCCAGGGAGUGGGGGCCCUCUUGCACGCCAAGUGAGGAAGCCAGCAGACCGCCGUCACCGAGGGCACCGGAUCAGUGAUUCAACUACUGCAUUCCUUCCUUUCUUCAAGAAAUUUUCCAUUUUGCAUUGAAGUAUUAAAAACAAUCAGGUUG
Molecule: messenger RNA, 3485 nt
Organism: Brienomyrus brachyistius
Lineage: Eukaryota; Metazoa; Chordata; Actinopteri; Osteoglossiformes; Mormyridae
Product: cysteine and glycine-rich protein 2-like
Exons: 6
Coding region: 2787-3368 (193 amino acids)
Biological process (GO): sarcomere organization; muscle tissue development
Cellular component (GO): Z disc; nucleus; cytoplasm
Molecular function (GO): actinin binding; structural constituent of muscle
Source: RefSeq, a predicted model, not a curated record